UUACAGUGAAAUCUGUAAUUCGCCAUACCCAGGGUAUGGCAUACAGGGUCAUACAGUGUCGAGUGUUUGGUUGUUUUUAUUUAUCUAUUUUGUGGGGAGCAAAAUGGCGGACUCAGGGAAGGCAGCGGUGCCUGAGGGAGUUGAAAGUUCUGGGGAGACACCCCAGGUAAAGCUUCAAAUCAAAGUGCAGCCUGCAACACCUGUGCCGCCUGACCCUUUAGAGGCUGAACUGCGGGCCCAAGAGGAGAAACUCCGCUUGCAGGCCCAGGCAGUUGAGAAUCUAAAGGUGAAGGUCAAGAAGAAGGAAGAGGCUGCUCAGAAAGAGGCCAAGAGAAAGAUCUUAAUUGCAGUCAUGCAGAAGAUCAUGGGCAACGGUUCUACCAGUCAGUUGAACAGCAUCGCGACACAUCUUCAGAUUGCACCUGUUCAGACUAUUCCUCCACCUCCUGGCCCUUCUGCAGCAGACACCCAAAAGACCCCACAAUCCAGACCUGCAACUCCACCCUCUACACCCAGAUCAAUAGCAGCUUCACAACCCUCGUCACCAUUUGAGUUUCAGCGGCCUAAGCUGACACCGCCACCCAUGUUCUCAGGUGAGGACUCAAAGGUGGAUGUGGCAGACUGGGUUGCUACACAGAGAACCUUGGAUGUGAAGGUGUCAGCCAUCCUUGCUCGCUUGGAGCGAUCAGCACUGAAAUGGUGCACUUCCACCUCCAGCAAGCAAGGUAUGAAGAUGGUUGACUGGGCGCAGAGGCUGGGGGUGGCUGGAUUUCUGCAGGCCCUGCAGGACCGGUUUGCAAACAACGAGCAGGCCAGGAAGGCAGCAGACAAAAUUAUGCGCCUGGGCCAGAAAAAGUUUGAUGGCUCCUUGUCCAAACUGUAUUCCACCUUUGAGAGUCUAACAUCGACUCCUGGGUUGGAGAUGAGUGAGCAGGAUCUGCUCAUUCAUUUCCUAAGGGCAGCGCCUGAGCAAUUCCAGCUUGCUCUUUUCUCUCGGGGCCACAAGGACUGGCGGUCCUUUGGCAGAGCAGCCCUGGACUUGGAGUCUAAACUCCAUGUCCAGGAAGCACCUUCUGAAGGAAGGAAGGGGCCCUCCUCCAAAGGGCGAAGAAGGAGAAAGGGUGCCCUGUUUGCUGCUGCAGCAUCGGGAUCAGAUAGUGAUGCAGCAUCCCAGGGUGGGAACCCUCCACCUGGGACUGCAUCAUCAUCUGCUGCAGAUUUUGUUGUUCUUGCCCUUGCUGAUGCUUUGAUGGGCUUGACAAAGGGCAAGGCCCCAGCCCAGAAAGCAUCAAUCAGUAGACAGGGGAAAGGGAAGGGACGUGCCUCUUCCCCUGGUGCCCAUAGAAUCCCUAGGGUUGAGCUGCCUGACCGGCAUGGGGUAUAUCGCCCUUGCAUGCUCGCUGACGAGUACCAUCCGGCCAGCAAUUGCUAUUGCAUGAGUGCUCGCAAGUUUUUGCGGUUCUCACGCCAGACUGACCACGGUCGUCUGUUCAUGGCUUAUGUCAAACAAACUGACGUGGAGACUGCUCCCUGUCCCUCUCAGAUUCAGCAGGUUGUGGACAGUUUCUCAGAUCUUAUGGAGGAGCCUACUAGACUUGUCCAUAGGCAAACCAAACAUACGAUUGAGAUCCUGCAUGGCUCGGCCCCUCCCAAGGGCCGGGUCUACAGGAUGUCUCCUGCUGAACUUGAAGAGCUCAGGAAACAGUUAGAGACCCUGACCAGCAAGGGCUGGAUCAGACCCAACACAUCUGAGUUUGGGGCACCAGUCCUCUUUGUUCCAAAGGGGAAUGGUGAGUUCAGGAUGUGCAUGGAUUACCGUGGUCUCAACAAGAUCACGAGGAAGUCUACAGAGCCUCUUCCUCGUAUUGAUGACCUGCUGGACAUGGUGCAGGGCUGUACCAUUUUCAGCAAGAUCGACCUCAAAUCUGGCUACCACCAGAUUGAGAUGGCUGAAGGCGAUGUCCACAAGACAACCUUCAAAACCAGGUAUGGCACUUAUGAAUACCUGGUUAUGCCAUUCGGUCUUUGCAAUGCGCCAGGCACCUUGCCUUUUGUGCUUACGACUAAUGCUAGUCAGUAUGGGGUAGGAGCGGUACUUCAGCAGGAUGAUGGGAAUGGUCUGCAGCCCAUUGAGUACAUGAGCAAGAAAAUCAAGACCACGAAGCUGCAAGACUCCACCUAUGAGAAAGAGUUGUAUGCUCUUGUGUCAGCGCUCAAGUAUUGGAAACACUUUCAAGAUCUUUUCAGAUCAUUCCACCCUUCAGUGGAUGAAGUCCCAGGGAGAGUUGAAUGACAAGCUUGCUCGCUACAUUCAGUUCAUUGACAUGUUUGACGUUGAACUGAGACACAAGAAGGGCUGCUACAAUAGAGUAGCAGAUGCCCUUUCUCGUAGGCCUGACGCUCUGUUCCUGAUCUCCUUUACUCACUCAUUUGGGGAGAGGACACGUCAGACCAUUGCCAGUUGCUGCCCCAGAAUGAGAUCUUUGGGCCUAUUGUGAGGAAUCUCCAGGACGAUCCUGCCUCUGAACCAGGAUAUACUCUGGUUUCAGGUCUACUGUACACAUGCAGCAGAGGUGAGGAGCGACUGUGUAUCCCUCAGGACCGCAAGCUGAGGACACUUCUGAUGUCAGAGUGUCAUGAUGCUCGUGGUCACUUUGGUGCCCUCAAAUCUUAUGCAGCCCUGUCGC
Chara braunii is the source of this 2687-nucleotide messenger RNA. Lineage: Eukaryota; Viridiplantae; Streptophyta; Charophyceae; Charales; Characeae. The record is from the annotation of a GenBank genome assembly.